Messenger RNA from Ilex paraguariensis (yerba mate), 384 nucleotides. The record is from the annotation of a GenBank genome assembly. Lineage: Eukaryota; Viridiplantae; Streptophyta; Magnoliopsida; Aquifoliales; Aquifoliaceae.
CCAUCUUCCACCGUAGAAACUCUCCUACACAAUGACCCUCGAUUUCAGUUCUAGGGUUUUGUACUCUCAUGAUUCAGCAUUCUAGGGUUUACGAUUCGUUCGGAGACAGAGAAAGGGAGAAGUUUCUUUCAGAGGAGCUGUGAAAUGGAAGCUAGAGUCGGGGUGUCCGGGAAUCGAGGUGUGGUGGACGGUGGUGCGAGGAAGUUCUUGCACCGCCACCACCCCCAGGAACAGGAACAGGAACAGCAACAGCCUGUGCAUCAACAGUCGCAGAUGGGGACUGUGCAUCAGCUUCUUGCCGGCGGUAUUGCUGGAGCUUUUAGCAAGACCUGUACGGCACCUCUAGCUCGGCUCACCAUUCUCUUUCAGGCAUUUCUUCAAUGA